Homarus americanus (American lobster) is the source of this 7790-nucleotide messenger RNA. RefSeq lists its product as uncharacterized. Gene Ontology annotation, molecular function: protein binding. NCBI's taxonomy places the organism in Eukaryota, Metazoa, Arthropoda, Malacostraca, Decapoda, Nephropidae. The transcript is spliced from 17 exons. Bases 212 to 7063 code for a protein of 2283 amino acids. The record is from RefSeq and is a predicted model, not a curated record.
AGUUGACCAGCCAAAACAAGCCACCGUUUGUGCCAGUUGAGGCUGAGAGUAACGAGACAUUUGGUUAAUUGUCCACUUUUAUAGGGUGUGUGUGCCGCCAGGAGUGCUACAGAGACCCCUGAGAUCAUCAACUCUAAGAUGGAUUACACUAACACUUAAUUACAUGGAAUCUUCACUUCAUUAGCUGCAAUGUAUCAAGAGGUAAAGCAUCAUGGACAACACUGACCAACCCAGGGACUCCCAUUCAGCCACUGAGAUAGAAUCUGAAGAAAGAAUCAGUGGAGGUAAUAAGACUGUGUUCUCAGCCUUUCAUGCAGAACAAAAUGGCCGUGGUUCACCAAAAUCUGCUGGGGAAGAAAGUGGUGACAGGAUGUCAGAGUUAUCAGACAGUCUGUCUCCACAUGUGUCUCAAACCUCAGGGUCUCAUGCACCUCAAGAUGAAAGAUUCAUUACAAACCAGUCUGAACUGCCACAGGAUUUAAUGGAUGACGAUGGGGGUUCUAGUGAAUACAGUGAUGAGGAGGAUUUUGAAGAGGAUGGUGAAGGUGUGGGGGAAGAAGAAAUGGUAUCAGAAGAGGAUACUGAAGAUCUAGAAAAUAAAGAAAAGGCUGAAGAAGUAAUUGCUACAACUUUUAAGAGUAAUGAACAGGAUGGUGAAUCAAAGAAGUCUUCUUUAUCUCUGUAUUCUGGCAUGAGUGAUAUUAUCAGUGAAUCAGCGCGGAGUGGAUCAGACUUAUCCCCCACGUCGUGUUCCUCUACUCCGUCCCUGUCCCCCGGUAAGACUCCCCAGGGUGGAAUGUCUCGUCAGCAAACCCUCCCUUCAAGCCUAAUACAUAAGAGUGGGGGAGGUGGCCUCCUAGUUCACCAUCCUGUCACCCCUAAGAAACGGGUCAUCACCAAGACCAAGACAGAUCAUCUGAGUGAUGAACUUAACUUGGGAUACAGAAUUAUGGUUGAGCUGAUGUCAGAUUACCAAAAAGGAAGCAAUGCUCCAUUUAUGGAUCCUAUUGAGAUAGAACCAACCAAAAAUAAAGAUUAUAUGGAAGUUGUGAAGAAGCCAUUAUGGCUGAGGAAAAUCAAGGAGGACUUGCUAGCAGGACACUACCAGACUAUCACAGAGGUUAUCGGUGACCUCCGCAUCAUGCUAGAAAAUGCAUAUCGGUAUUAUGGACCUGUCAACGCGAUAUCUAAAAAGGGCUUGCGGCUUGAACACAUGAUGGAACAGAAGAUUGCUCUGCUUCCUAAGGAGGUUCGAGAACUGUGUACGCUGGAGAAAACAUCUGGCCAACCACCUGAAGACAUCACACAGAAACACAGAAACAAAACUGCCAAGAUCUCAGUCAAUGGGGACAACUUUUUCUCAUAUGUGUUAUAUCGCGUCCGUGGGUGCAGAGUUCAACGUGAAAAGGAUUUGAAGAAGAGAAGAAUGGAGGCCAUGAGACAGGCCAAGAGAGAUCGUGAGCAAGAAGUCGUAGAAUGGGAAAAGGACCUUAUGAAGGAGCCAAUUUAUACCCAUAUGAGAGCAAUGUGGGAGCUUCCCCAGAUAGGUCACUUCAUCGUCUUAACACUCAAGACUCUCAACAUUUAUGAAGUACCACAGUAUGAAUUAGAGCGCAUGUUGUUAAUGCCUCGAGCAUCUCGCACCCUGGCAAUGCUCCUCACUUCACUUCUGUCAUCACCUCAGCAGAGGCAGAAGUUAAAUGAAAAACCUUAUAUGCCCUAUAAGGUCUGGGCUCGAAAACUAGCUCACAAGACUCUUCUGUGGUAUAGGUGCUAUUACAGGGAAAAUCGUGAUCCACAGAAGGUUUUUGACCAAAUGGGUAUUGAACCUGAAUUUUGGCGGGUGUGUGGGCCUACAAAUCCAUUUGAUCGCCAACUUUUCCAUGAAAUGACAUAUCAUCAGCGUGUGUGGCUACUUAAGUCUCUCUGUGACUUUCUCUUGCACAACCACAAAACUGUGCAAGAAGUCAUCGCAGAGCAGACAGAGGCAGACCAAAGGGAAUAUCACCUUGGCCAUGACCGUGACAGUAAUGACUAUCUUCAUUUCCCACAAUUUUGUGGUCAGGACCUUAGGAUCUAUAGACGGGCACGAGUACCAUCUCCAGAAAUUACACUUCAAGUGGAAGAAACUGUUGAGGGAAGUGUUCUGCCUUUGGAUAAAAUCAAAGAACAUAGAAAAAUGAUGAGAAAAUUCAGACAUAAAUACGAAGAAGAAGCAGAAUGGGAAGGUUCGAGAGGGAAAAAAAGAAAAAGAAAAAGAGGCAGAGGUCGAGGUCGAGCAGUAAACCCUGAAGAAGAAGUGGGUCUGAACAGCCGCAGUAGACCUGGAAACUUAAGACAGCGUCCAAGAGCCAGAUAUAACGACCAGUUUGAGGACUUAGGUUUGUCCUCAGAUGAGGAACCUAAAAUAAAAUCAAAAGGGAAAAGAUCCUGGGUGUCAGUGAUUGAUUCUUCUAGUGAAUGUGAAUCAGAGAGAGCGAAUGAAAGACCUUCCAGUGCAGCAGCAGGUGAUCCUGAGGAGGAUGAGGGAAUGGGUGAUAAUAGUCCUGCACCGUCACAGCAAGAGGGUCUCACUAGAGCACAACAGAAGAAUCCUAGAACAAAACGAGGAGGGAAAAAGAAACCAACCUGUGAGCUUUGUGGCAAAACAUUCCAGAAUAUUGCAGCUCUGAAGGGACAUCGAGCAGUUCACACUAAGGAAAAGCAAAGGUUGGCACUCAGUGCAGAUGACAUUCCAGUGUCAAACAAAAGAUCAAAAUUAGAUGAAAUUGGUAGAGAAAAUUUAGAAGAACAAACAGAUAAUGGUGCUGAUAGACUUAGUAGUGAGAGAGACACCUGUAUAGUAGAGAAUGGAGAGUGUGAACCUGAAGAAAAGAAGGAACUAAAAGCAGAUAGUGAUAGGAAGGUGAGUGAUCUGAUUAGUGAAUCUCUAAUGAAUGGGAGACUCAAAGAUGAAACUUUAGGAAACAGUGAUGAUAAAGAUGGUGUUAAAGUUUGUGGUGUUCCAAUUGUUAGUAAUAUUAAAAAUGAAACAGAAGAAAAAACUGUUAAAGAGGCACUAGAAGCUGGUGAAGAAAAUGUCAAGACAGAAAAACUUGAUAACAGUGAAGAUGAUAGUGUUAAGACAAGUGAAAAUCAAGAAUCUUUAUCAUGCAAUGGCUCGGGAGUGAAAAAGGAGGAAUUGGAAAUAAAAGAGGAAGAAUCAGAGCACAGUGAGGAUGAGUCCAAUCACAAGUCCCCUUCACCUCCUAAGGAACUUCCACCCAUACAUGAUUCCUCUCCUUAUCUACCUCGAGUAGAAAAUUUUGAACUGGUGGUAACGUCUGUUGAACAGUUGCGGGCAUUAAUACAAAAAUUUGGAGAUCUACCUGAGGGAUCUGGUGGAGAUGAGGAAAAUGGAAGUCCUAAGAAGUCAAAGGAGGAAGGAAAGAAACGUCCAUCAUGCGAAGUAAAGCUGCAUUAUGCACUUUGUAAUUUGUUGAGUGAAUUAAGCCCAUGGGAAUCCAAACUUCUGUCUGCCACCAAGAGGUUACGCACAAAGCUAAGACAUGAAUGGAAUGAUUACGAGAAAAGAGAUCCAGACUAUGUUGACCCAGCAGAAGAGGCAUGGAUGAGUGAUCCUGAGCCAGAGCCUGAGCCUCCCCCACCACCAGCCCAGGAGUCAUCAUCAUCAUCAUCUUCCAGUGAAGAGUCCCUUGAUGAAGAUGGAAACACAAAACGCAAACUGAGGAAGAGGCGUGUAAAGCGGCACGCAGCAUCUCAGUUAAUGGAAUCUGUUGCCCCCCCUGUGGAAACUACCAUAGUGGCAUCAGAGGAAAGUUCUGAAUCUUAUACGGUCACUUCUCGGGGACGUGUACGAAAAGUUAAAAAGAUGAUAAACUAUGAUGGCCUAGAUUUUGAAAAGCUUGCAAUCCAAGCAUCUGAAGAAGCUGAGCAGGAAAGGGUAAGGAAAAGGAGGAAAAGAGAGGAAGAAGAAAAGAAAAGAGAAGAACAGGAAGCUGAAGAGGAAAGUUUGAGCUCGCAGCCCUCUGGUGUGAGGCGUUAUCUUUUAUCUCACACUGGACAUGUCAUGGGUUAUAUUGAUAAUGAUGGUCAAGUUCAUUCAGGAAGUGUUGUUAAAGACCCUCGAACUGAGAAAGGUAAGGUUGACAUAUCCUCUGUUAGAAAUCUUGCUAGUCAGCUGGUAACUAAUGCCAAAAAGGAAGGUCCUCAGACACCACUAAGGACUGGUGUAAUGAUCCCAAAGAAGACCGUCCAAAAUUCUAAUAUGAAACCUGGUGUGCCCACUGUUGUUGUGGCUGCUAUCAACAGCCAAGGAUCUCCUGUGUAUUUCAAAGUUGUUGGGGAACAGGCCUUACAAUUAGUGAAAUAUAUGAGACCCAGUGUGAAGGGGCCUGUAUCUCAGAUUAAACUUCAACAUCAUGGACAAACUUACACUGUUAAUUCUAAUGCUCAUAUGAUAACUCACAACAUUCCUGGUCUGCCUGAUGGUGAAGCCACAGAAAAACCUACUUCCAGUGUUAGUCAGUCACCCACAACUGUAGCCACACCUACCUCAUCACUGGUUUCCACUAAGCCUUCAACAGGACUUGAGGGCCUAGCCACCAGUAACUCUCCCAGUGUGCCUCGGGUUGCCCCAAUAACUUCAGUGGUGAACAGUGUUUCAUCCCAGCCAAAUACUUUGGCUUUGGCAUACAGAGGAAUGACAAAGCCUACUAGGCCAAUGACUGUUAAUGCACCAGUUCGACCACGAAGUUCCAUAGUUCCCGGUGCUGUGAUUCAUCAAGAUGCUAAUCGUCAUUCAUCAGUGGCUCCCACUAGACUAGUUACAGCCUCUCCAUCAGUAGUAUCAUCAGUAAUGCCCCCAUCAGUAAAUGCAUCUUCAUCAUCAACUCAUAAUUUAAUAAAUGUAAACCAACCAGUAAAUAGACAACCAUCUGCCAGUAUCAUAGCUUCACCUAGACCACAGGUUACACCUGUAGUGAACAGGAUUUCUGUGUCCUCAAGUGGCACCUCGACAAAUAUUGGUGCCAUGCCACAGCAGUCUGGUACUCCAGUGAUGCAACAUCAUGUUAGCUCACAGCAACAGGUAAUAACAGCCCAAGCUCCAACAGCUGUAGCAGCAGCUCCCAGUCAACCUUUGGGUCAAACUGUAACAGCCACAACUAUAGCAGUUCCAGGUCCUGGGGGACAGCCACAGGUACAAUUAAAGCUGGAGUCUGAAUCUUUAGCUCAAUUGAUGCAGCGAACUGGAAGCAAAAUAGUGGCCUUGCCCAAUGGCAGAGGUGGAUAUACCUUGUCUCUCACACCAGGAGUAGUACAGCCUGGCCAAGUAGGACAAAAAAAUCAAACCCAUAUAACAGCCAAUGCAGCAGCUAAAGUUCAGGUUGUAUCAUGCAGUACUACUCCCUUGCUUCAAGAAAAUGUUCAGCCUCAAGCUGUGCAACAACCCCAAGUCAUUCAGCAGCAAAGUCAAGUCAUCUCACAAGGGGUGGCUGGUGUAGCAGCUGUAGGUCAACAGCAAUCAUCUGCUCAGCAGAUCGGAGUAAGGCAAGUGAUUCCAGUUACCCAGGCUCAUCCUCCUGGUACGAUUAUCAAGGAUGCAAAUGUAGGUACACAAGUUGUGGUCAGUGGACAGCAAGCCAUUUAUUCAAGGGUGGGUACUCAACAGCGAGUAUACAAUCAAUUAGUAACAUCUCCUCAAGGAACUAGAUGUGUCCCAAUUUCUACAACAAAUACAAUUGCAUCCCAACAGUCUAUAAAUAACAGUGUAAACACAAGUCAGUCAACUGGUGUUGUACAAAAAGUUAACACUGUAGCAUCUCAGUCUCCAAGCUAUCAAACUACCCAAGGUCAGCAGCAAUAUGUUGUACAGCAACGUGUAGUGGCAGCAGGUAACCAGGCAACCAUACCUCCCCAUUCUACCCAGACAGUGGUGCAGCAAGGUACUACAGCAUAUAAACCCGUGGUUUUGAAUCAGUCAGUCCAACAAGGCACUUCACAAGUAGUUCGAGUGGCUCAGGCACCUGUAAUUCAACAACAACAACAGCAGCAGCAGCAGCAAAUUGUGAGAUUACAGCCUGUAAGUGGAAAUCAUCCAACUGGCACCUCCCAGAAGCUUGUCCAAAUUGUGCAGUCUGGUGCAGGACGUCAGGUGGUACAAAUGGUGCAGCAGGUGGUUGCAAGUCAAGGACAACCAACAACAGGACAUCAAGGAUUGAUUUAUGUACAAGGAGGUGGCCAAGUGUUACAUCAGCACCAAAAAACUAAUUUGGGAACAGUUCACCACACACUGCAAGGAGCUACAGCUAUACAACAUAGUCAACCACAACAUUUAAGUGGACAACAAAAGCCAAUCGGACAACAACAAAUAGUAAGUCAACAGCAACCAGCAGUGCAGCAACAAAUAACUGGACAACCACAUCAACAACUGACUCAACAGCUUGUACAACAGCAGUUGGUGCAACAGAAACAACAGCAAGUAGCACAACAACAGAUAGCACAACCACAACAAAUUGUGCAGCAUCAGCAGCAACAAAUUGUUCAGCAGCAACAAGUAGUUCAACAACAGAUAGUACAACAGCAGCAAGUGCAACAGCAACAUCAAGUGCAACAUCAACAGCAACAAGUGCAACAGCAACAACAACAACAAAUUGUUACUCAGCAACAACAGACAGUAGUUCAACAGCAACAGACAGUGGUUCAACAGCAACAACCAGUGGUUCAACAGCAACAACCAGUGGUUCAACAGCAACAAACAGUGGUUCAACAGCAACAACCAAUGGUUCAACAGCAACAGACAGUGGUUCAACAGCAACAACCAGUGGUUCAACAGCAACAAACAGUUGUUCAACAGCAACAACCAGUGGUUCAACAGCAACAACCAGUGGUUCAACAGCAACAAACAGUUGUUCAACAGCAGGGUCGAUUGGUACUGGUGAGAACAACUCAGGGAGAACAGAUGGGGUUACAAUUACCAGAUGGACGUGUAUCACUGCUCACUCAGGAGCAGCUUCAAGCAGCACUCAGAAAUGGUUCUAUCAAAAUUACCCAACAGACUUAAACUUAAGACUCUUAUUCCCAUCACUGAUGACUAAACAAUGGGAUACACUCGACCAUCAAGAUGAUGAGUUUUUACAAGGGAGCAAGCAGUAAAUUUGUUCUUCCAUUUAGGGGGAGAGAGAUGUGAAUUACAAACAAACUAUAACUUAGACAUACAGUACAGUAUUAUAGCCACAAUUAUGGACUGGUGUGUCACUGACCCUUGUAUUAAUGAAUACCUGUACUGUAUGCCCUCAAAUUAAUUUGUACAUUUUGUUGAUAUUGUAUUUCAAGUUUUCGGUCUUUUUUAUACAAUUUGUAUAUAUACCUUAAUUCACUACUGUAAAAAUUAUUGCUAUCAGAUUUCAUAUACAGUAGAACUGUGAUAGCAGGAAAGAUGUGAACUUGCUUGUGUUAGGAUUUGCCAGCUGUUAAUAGAAAAAAUUAAUUAAAAUCAGAGAAAACAAGGUUCUAGGCCAGUGAUACUUAACGAACCUUAAAAAAUAAUAUAUAAUUUGAUUAUGGGGUGUAAUGACAAUAGGCAACCAUAAGUAGUUACAUAAAUGUGUAAAUAGUUAUGCAGCAAAAUUUGAAAUGCCUAUACUGUAUUGUACUGUGUAAGUAGGUAACAAUAAGUUUUGAGAUUUGUAAAUUCGAGGCAAGUAAUGAAUUGCCUAAUUGUGUAACUUAUUAUGAAAGAAAGUAAAUUAUAUCUUGUACAAAUUAUGAAAUAAAUUUUCCAACAAAAA